Paramecium sonneborni is the source of this 462-nucleotide messenger RNA. NCBI's taxonomy places the organism in Eukaryota, Ciliophora, Oligohymenophorea, Peniculida, Parameciidae. The record is from the annotation of a GenBank genome assembly.
AUGCUAGUUCUAUUGAUACUCAUUUAUUUUGUAAGAACUUCGAAUAAUCAUAAGGAUACAUUCAAUAAUUCCUUGAUCAACUCAAUUUAUUACAAAAUUAAUAUUAGUAAUCUAAAUCAAAAAAUUAGAGAUUAAUUAUUUAAAAGUCUUAAUAAAAUUGAGGAGGCAAAUAUUGAAUUUAGUACAAUAACAAUUCAAUGUAAUAAGUAUAAUUAGGAACAUUAAGAGGUCAUAAAUUAAAUAUAUAUAAUAAAUAAUGAGAUAUCUAAGGACAAAUCAUAAUUUGGAGUAAUUAACUAAUAAAUUUAUAAGUUGAAUGAGAAUAUAAAUAAAGGUGAAAGAAAAUAAAUAAACCAGAAUAAUAAUUAAAUCAACAAUUCCAAGAAUAUAAUAAAUAAAGAUUACCAAGUUUUCAAAUAAUUUAAGAAUUUCCUUUUUUUUAACUAUUAUAAAUGGAAUUGA